AUGUCAAUAAAUGACGAUACAAUCGUGCAAGAGCCAUUGAAAAGAAGACCAAUCCUUCGCCCACGGGGUCGAGCACAAGAACGUUUUCUUAUCAUUAAUCACGAUUGGUUUGUGCCAGCACAAACUUUACGACGUUUAAGCACCAAUCAUGCAGAAAAUGAACUCGAAAGUUUCAUAUUCCCUCAGGAUGAAUUAUUAGAAUCUGAAUGGCAAUUAUUUAUUGAACAUAAAUCAAAUCCAUCACGAAUUCAGAUUGGACUAGUUCUUUUAGAACCACAUAACAAAUGUCUUAACGCUGAUAUUAAAUUAGUAUUGACAACAACUCAUGGUGGUCAAAUAAUUAAAGAACAUUUUUUUCCUAAACAUACGUUUUUUUUAACCAAAGGCGAACCUAUUUCAUCAUUUAUCAAUGAUCAUAUUUCACCAAAAAUAUGUUUUUAUAUCGAAGAUGAGCUCUAUGAAAAUGUUAUGAAUGGUGUGCAACAAGGAAGUCUAUUGAAUACAAAUGAUUGUACGAUUGUUGCAUAUGUUAGAUUUAUUAACGAAUUCGAAAUUGAACCUAAACCAAAAGGAUAUGAUCUUUCAAAACGAUUUACUGCUACUUGGAAGUUAACAAAAUUUCGCCGUAUUUUAGAAAAAAUUAAUCAAGCAAGACCACCAGUUAGUAAUAGCCGUCGUCUUCUUUCGAACCCUUUCAAAUUUGCUCAUUUUAAAGUAAUCGAUGGUUUUACAGUAAAAAAAUGGAAGCUAAUUAUUAAUCGAGCUCAAAAAUCUUCAACUAAUAAACAAUCUCCUUUAUCGUUAACCUUAAAAUCUCUCAAUCCUACUCAACCGAACUAUGGUAAAUUUGAAAUCGCAUGUAAAAAUGAACAUCACAUUCUUCGACGUUAUAUCGAAUCAAUGGAAGAUCUCAAUGAUAGUUACAAUGUGGAAUUCUUUACAUUUGAUGAAUUAUAUUCUCAUAUCUAUCAUUAUAAACCAAAUUUCGAUAACAAUAAUGCACGAAUUGCAAGCGUUGAUUAUCUUUUAUUUUCAAUACAAAUUGUUCAACCAUUACAAGUUUUUGAUGUAUUAAAAAAGAUAAAACGUAUUACUGAACCAACAAUAAUUACAUUGAAUACACUGGGAAAAACUCGUGUUCAAAAUGAAGAAAAUAAACCUCCAGUUACAGAGAAUAGAAGUCCAACUAGUCAAGAAAAUCCAAUGAUACCACGAGAUACUACACGACCAAUCGAUCCUGUUCUACCACCUAUACGAUUUCAAAAUAAAUCGCCAAUGCGUCUUCGAUCAUCAUCAAGUUUGCAAGUGCUGCCGAAUGUAAAAGAUAAUUCUAUUCGAUCAUCACAUUCAUUUAUGAAUAAACCAAUACCAUCAAAUAAACAAUCAAUAGCAAUUCCAAGUUUAAGUUCAACAACAUUAUCGGAUUUAACAGAUAAUUUUACAUUUCUUACAAAUUUAUUUCGGUCUGGUCUUCAUUCCGAUAUAACAAUUCGUGAUCAAGAUCAUCAAUGGGAUUUACAUAAAAGCAUACUUUCAGCACGAUCCAUUUAUUUCAAUCAGUAUUUUUCAAAUUCAAAACAAUCGGUAUUAGAUUUAUCCGAUGAAAAUAAUACAUUAUCACCGAUUAUUCAUGAUAGAAUGUUUCUUUUUCUUUAUACUAAUCAAUAUAAAUUAGAAAAACUUCCUCGGUUAUCUCUAUUUGAAACAACUCGUUUAUUAUUCGAAGCAUCUAUUAAAUUUGGCAUUGAAACACUUACUCGUCAUUGUUUACAAGAUAUGUGUAGUACAAAUAAUUUACAUAUAAAUAAUGCUGCCAACCUUCUAAUUGCUACUGAUCAAGCCACGCAUGGCCUGUAUGAAAAAUAUCAUUCAAAUGAUUACGUAAUGCAAAUAAAAAAUGUAAAACAAACAAUUUUACGUUUUAUUCAAUUAAAUUCGCGUGAAGUUCUGCUUUCAUCACAAUGGAAGCUUUUAGAAAAACAUUUUCCGUUUCUUGUUCAUGAUGUCCUAGAAUUUGUUGUUUUUGAAAAAAUAUAA
Rotaria socialis is the source of this 2037-nucleotide messenger RNA. NCBI's taxonomy places the organism in Eukaryota, Metazoa, Rotifera, Eurotatoria, Philodinida, Philodinidae. The record is from the annotation of a GenBank genome assembly.